Messenger RNA from Nomascus leucogenys (northern white-cheeked gibbon), 3134 nucleotides. RefSeq names its product sorting nexin 10 (gene SNX10). Gene Ontology annotation, biological process: intracellular protein transport. The record is from RefSeq and is a predicted model, not a curated record. Gene Ontology annotation, molecular function: phosphatidylinositol binding. NCBI's taxonomy places the organism in Eukaryota, Metazoa, Chordata, Mammalia, Primates, Hylobatidae. Bases 704 to 1387 code for a protein of 227 amino acids. The transcript is spliced from 6 exons.
GUUUAAUAAGGUUAUUAAAUUGACUAACUGCAGCUGCUGAAGCAAUUUUCCUAGGAAAUCCAUAUGAUUCUAGGUAAGGGGCUGUGGAACCGUCCUCUGUGGCUGACAGCCUGUCAACAUUCCUUUGAAGGAUGGCGGGCAGUGUCGUGACGGAUGCGUCUAAUUAAGAGAUUAGAGGUGAACCUUGGCUUCCUGGGUGUGCUAUUUGUAGCUGAGAGUAUGGGGAAACUUCACUAAUUCCUACUAAUUGCAGAGUGGGGGAGGAAGAGACCCAUGUGAAUUAUAGAAUAUUUUAAAAUAAAUGUACUUUUAUUACUUUCAAGUACAUAUUUUAACUCCAACUAGGCUAACAAAUUGUUGCCUGGUACAAGUCUUAGGGGACUAAGUUAUUGAAGCUAUCAGAAGGAUUUUCAAUUAUUUCUAUGUAAAUAGGUGCUUCUGGAGUUCUUUAGGGUGCUAGAAAACAGUUUGUUCUCCCAGAUCUUAAACAUUGCUCUUGUAUCCUUAUGCUGUUAAUUGGCACAUCCUUAGAGGAAGGGGUUUGUUAAAUUAAGAUAAACUUUAGACCAGCUGCUAAAUAACUUAUCAUUAAUUCAUGGAGCCCAAGAACCCAAGUAGAUGAGGUUUUAAUUUCAAAUGAAGUUUGAUUUUCCUUUCUUGAAGGCAGUUUGUUUAUUCCUGCAGGCAUUUAUUUAUUCAUUAAAUGAUACUAAUGGAAGGCAUUGGAUGUAGGAGGCAUUCAAGUCUUACAAGACAGCCUAAGCUCCCCUACAGGAGUUUAGCGUCUGCUAGAGGAGGCCUACAGGAAUUUGUAAGUGUCUGGGUUCGAGAUCCUAGGAUUCAGAAGGAGGACUUCUGGCAUUCUUACAUUGACUAUGAGAUAUGUAUUCAUACUAAUAGCAUGUGUUUUACAAUGAAAACAUCCUGUGUACGAAGAAGAUACAGAGAAUUCGUGUGGCUGAGGCAGAGACUCCAAAGCAAUGCGUUGCUGGUACAACUGCCAGAACUUCCAUCUAAAAACCUAUUUUUCAACAUGAACAAUCGCCAGCAUGUGGAUCAGCGUCGCCAGGGUCUGGAAGAUUUCCUCAGAAAAGUCCUACAGAAUGCACUUUUGCUUUCAGAUAGCAGCCUUCACCUCUUCUUACAGAGCCAUCUGAAUUCAGAAGACAUUGAGGCGUGUGUUUCUGGGCAGACUAAGUACUCUGUGGAAGAAGCAAUUCACAAGUUUGCCUUAAUGAACAGACGUUUCCCUGAAGAAGAUGAAGAAGGAAAAAAAGAAAAUGAUAUAGAUUAUGAUUCAGAAAGUUCAUCCUCUGGGCUUGGACACAGUAGUGAUGACAGCAGUUCACAUGGAUGUAAAGUAAAUACAGCUCCGCAGGAAUCCUGAAAAAUAAUUCUAAUGUUACUAUCUUAGGAAUAGCAAAUUAUGUCCAGUCAUAGAGAAGAAAGCUUUAUAAUAAUACAUUCUUACUUAAAGCUCACUGUCAUGAUGUUAGGUAUUUAAAUUCUUAAAGAUGUUGGGUUGUUUAUUAGUGGUAUUUUUAUGUUGUCUUAUUUUAGGUAAGCUUCUGUGUAAAGCUAAAAAUCCUGUGAAUGCAAUACUAUCCUUUACAGGCAGACAUUAUUGGUAAACAAGAUCUUGCCCUCCAAUGAAAUGACUUACAUGUUUUAAAAAACCUAGUUGGUUUUAUUGAAUUUAAAAAGAUAGGUAACUAAGUAGCAUUUAAAAUCAAGAUAGAGCAUUCCUUCUUGUAUCAGUGGGGCAGUGUUACCGUAAACACGGUGUAUAUGUUGUUAAACCCUGUGAAGAGUGACAGUGUAGACUAGACUGCCUCUCUCAGACGUGUGGCUGAUAUUUUGUGGAUACCUCCCGUGCACUGGCAAAACACCAUGCUUUUGGGUGUUCGACUGAAAUAUUUUAAGAGUAUUUAACCUUUCCAGUAUUCUGUUUCACGCUUAGAUGGAAAUGUAUCUUAUGAAUAGAGACAUAUUAAAAUAAUGUUUACAUCUUAGAAAACACAUAGAUAGUGCUAGUAAUAUUACUUAUAAUUACAAUAUAUAGAUUCAGAAAUACAUUUUCAUUGUCCAAAAUCAGCUUCAACAAAUGGUUUCUGGAGACAAAUAAUUUGUUUUCAUUAUCAUUGUAUAAUCAGGUUAAUGAUUUAUUUUUUGACUAAAUGUGCAAUUUCUUAUCACUAGAUAACUGUCAGUAUCAGUAGUGGUUACUUAUUACUUAGAGGAAGGAUUUUAUAAAGAUUAAUAAAUUUAAUUUUACCAAUAAAUAUUCCCAUAAUUUAGAAAAGGUUGUCGACUUGCUAAUUUCAGAAAUAAUUAUUCAUGUUUAAAAAGCCCCUUCUUUUAAAGCAUCUACUUGAAGAUUGGUAUAAUUUUCAUAAAAUGUCUUUUUUUUUAGUGUCCCAAAGAUAUCUUAGAUAAACUAUUUUGAAGUUCAGAUUUCAGAAGAGGCAACAUUUUCUUGAGAUAAUUACCCAAGUUUCAUCCAUGUUGAAUGGUACAAAAUAUUUCUGUGAAACUAACAGGAAGAUAUUUUCAGAUAACUAGGAUAACUUGUUGCUUUGUUACCCAGCCUAAUUGAAGAGUGGCAAAGGCUACUACAAAAAGCAACCUUUUCAUUUUCACUAGGAGUUUAAAAGCUAUUGUAUUAUUAAAAAGUCUUUACAAUGCUUGUUUCAAAGAACCAACAGAAAAAAAAGCUAAGAAAACUAAGAACUAACAUUUAAAAAAUUAAAUUUAGAAUAAGAAUGAUUUCUUUAAUUUGUCCUUUUUUUCUUUGGUCUAAAACAUUAUUAAAUUUUUGUAAAUAUUUUGAUUUAGUGUGUCUUAGAUGCUCAUUAUUUUAAUACAGGAAAAGAAAAGAUUUAGUAAUUUCUUACCAUGCUAAUAAGUAAAGUUUAUGCCAUCCAGACAUUUAAGAGCGAUCCUCAUCCCUUCAGCAAUAUGUAUUUGCUAUUUCUGUUUUACAGCAGUUUUGAAAAACACAUACUGUGCUACCAAUUGUCAUAUUAUUUUUAGAUGAUGUAACAUAGCCAUCAAAAUUAAUAUUAAGUAAUGCCUAAUACUUAGUAUGUAAAUGUCAUGAGAUCAUUUUUACAUUAAACGUGAAAAAAAAUCAA